GCCGCGGGCGCCGGAGAGCGCUCGGCGCCCGGGAGCCAGUCCCCCCCGGCCCGCUGCGCCGCCGCCCCGACGUGCGACCCCUGCGGGGGCUGCUGCCUCAAGACCAUGAAGAAGGAGGUGUGCUCCGCGGCCUUUCUCAAGGCAGUGUUCGCAGAGUUCCUGGCCACCCUCAUCCUCGUCUUCUUCGGCCUCGGCUCGGCACUCAAGUGGCCGUCGGCGCUGCCCACCAUCCUGCAGAUCUCGCUGACCUUCGGCCUGGCCGUAGGCACCAUGGCCCAGGCCCUGGGGCCCGUGAGCGGUGGCCACAUGAACCCCGCCAUCACAGUGGCCCUCCUACUGGGCAACCAGAUCUCCCUGCUCCGGGCAGCCUUCUACGUGGUGGCCCAGCUGGUGGGCGCCAUUGCCGGGGCUGGCAUCCUCUAUGGGGUGGCACCACGCGAUGCCCGAGGCAAUCUGGCCGUCAACGCGCUCAACAACAACACAACUCCGGGCCAGGCCGUUGCGGUGGAAAUGAUUCUGACCUUCCAGCUGGCGAUCUGUAUCUUCUCCUCCACCGACUCCCGCCGCACCAGCCCUGUGGGCUCCCCAGCCCUGUCUAUUGGCUUGUCCGUCACACUGGGCCACCUAGUGGGGAUCUACUUCACCGGCUGCUCCAUGAACCCGGCCCGCUCUCUCGGCCCCGCAGUGAUCAUGAACCAGUUCAGCCCCUCGCACUGGGUGUUCUGGGUGGGGCCCAUCGUGGGGGCCGCCUUGGCUGCUAUCCUCUACUUCUACCUGUUCUCCCCCAACGCCCUGAGCCUGAGUGAGCGUGUGGCCAUCGUCAAGGGCACGUACGAGCCCGAGGAGGACUGGGAGGAGCAGCGAGAGGAGCGGAAGAAGACCAUGGAGCUGACUGCCCAGUGACCAGCAUCACGCGGGGGCCAGCCUCUCGGCCCCUGAACCGCAGGGGGAAAGAAGAGAAAUAUAGGACAGCAAGCUUCCUUCCCCCGCAGCCGGGUCCUCUGGGCUGGGGAGGGGGUGCUGGCUCCCCAGGCUGAACGGUUAGAGUUGGGAGGAGGAGCCCAG
Balaenoptera ricei (Rice's whale) is the source of this 1065-nucleotide messenger RNA. It is a transcript of the gene AQP5, whose product is annotated as aquaporin 5. The record is from RefSeq and is a predicted model, not a curated record. Gene Ontology annotation, cellular component: plasma membrane; apical plasma membrane. The transcript is spliced from 4 exons. Gene Ontology annotation, molecular function: water channel activity. Bases 106 to 903 code for a protein of 265 amino acids. Lineage: Eukaryota; Metazoa; Chordata; Mammalia; Artiodactyla; Balaenopteridae. Gene Ontology annotation, biological process: transmembrane transport.